Messenger RNA from Coccidioides immitis RS, 645 nucleotides. RefSeq lists its product as uncharacterized. Bases 1 to 645 code for a protein of 214 amino acids. Lineage: Eukaryota; Fungi; Ascomycota; Eurotiomycetes; Onygenales; Onygenaceae. The transcript is spliced from 7 exons. The record is from RefSeq and is a predicted model, not a curated record.
AUGGAUGGAGAAUCCACAUCUGGGAUAAAUAAAAAAGAAUGGUACAGUCCAUCUAGGCUUGCAAGUUGGGUCAAUCAGGUUGCUUAUAUCUUCCUUAUGAACCUCAUACGGACAUCAAUUUUGGUGUCUUAUCUUCAAUUCUUUACGACAAGAGGAUAUAGGGUCACAACGUGGUUUCUAAUCGAUUUUGAUAUCCUCGAUUUCUCAAACUUUGGUCUUCAUCUUCCUGUUCAGGAGAGAAUUGUGUUGAUGUUUUUGAUGAGCUUGGGGUUGACCGCCUGCAUUGCUUCUGCUGUCAAAACAGCUGAAAUUUACAGGGCAAUUCUCCUUACAUACGAUGUUCCGUGGGAGGGAUAUAAUGUUUGGCUUAUGUGUGCCGUCGAAAUAAAUCUAGCGAUGAUAUCCCCAUCAAUACCCGUCCUUCGCCCGUUGGUGCAAAAGUACUUUCCAAAACUGGGAUUCAGACCUUACCAGAACAUGUCCGGUAGAACGGCUAGCCAAGGAAUGGAUCGAGAUACGUACCGGAUAGUAUUCAAAGACUUGAUGAGCGUUAUGGAAAUGGGAGUUCUACAGAGGCCCUCGAGCUAUCACCAUCCCAAACGGGGAUGGCACAUAUGCAGCUGGAAACAUCCCAUUCGGUAUUAA